GUCCGUCAGGUCAUGGCGCAGGAGAUUGUACGAUAAAGCAGUGGCUCAAGGCUGAAUAUCGCGGUUGUCUGACACCCAUGGAACCGAAGCAGGGCUGUCUCGUGACGUGUAGAUGGAGGAUAUUCCCUUGUGUGGGAACGAACUCGAGGCAUGGGUUGUAAAAAAGGUAUUCGAGAUCCAUGACAAGAAAACCAGUGGUUUCAAGGAAGAUAGAGCGGAGGUCUUGCUAGAGGAACAAUAUUCCAAACCAUGGUCAAAUGGAGGAAAAAUGGUCGUGUAUGUAUGGGGACCGAGCUUGACCAGAUGUCUUCCAGGGCAAGCCUUUAGUCGCGAGACGGGUUGGUAUGAAAAUCGUGGAAAAGCUAACCAUGGAAGCUGCUCGGAACUGGACAUACAACGAAGCUCUUUUCACUGUGCGGUCCUCAAGAACGACUCAAGCAAAGUUCGGUAGAGAAGUUGGCUAUUUCCUCGGUCUGACAAUGCUCAGAGUGCUCUUUGUUCCUUUGGGGAAGGAGCGCCCCGUACGUAAGGGGAUGCUUGCCGGGUGCCCGUUGGCUUGGAGGUUCUUCCCGGCAGGAGGAGGUCGCCCUGCAGAUGUACCGCCUUCUAACCUUAGCUACCCGCCCUGCAUGAGACUUCAACUCAGGCUUCUUCUACCUGGGGAGGUAAGUUGCUUGACUUGCUCCCAGGUCUUGUCUGGAAGCAGUAAGCAUGGUAAGGUAGGUAGCAGGAAGGGCGAAGAGAGAGAAAGUAAGGUACUGUGUAAAGUAAGGCAAGGUACCUUAUGUCAGGGUUGGCUCUGAUGAUGCAACUCUGGCGACGCUCCAAUUAGUUUAUCAGGUAUGAGGUCAGGUAGACACGUCUAGACCGCGAUUAGUGGGUAUUACAGCCGCCUGUCUCCCGGU
This is a messenger RNA of Colletotrichum phormii, 905 nucleotides long. RefSeq lists its product as uncharacterized. The transcript has a single exon. Bases 345 to 803 code for a protein of 152 amino acids. The record is from RefSeq and is a predicted model, not a curated record. NCBI's taxonomy places the organism in Eukaryota, Fungi, Ascomycota, Sordariomycetes, Glomerellales, Glomerellaceae.